GUCACAAGAAGCUUGGGAGUUACGGCAUAUUUCUAUGUUGGUGGGGUGUUCUUAUUUUUAUAUGUAUUUAAAGAGAGGCGCGGUCUGUUUAUUUUCUCCCCGUGCUUUUCAGCGCGUGUCACCAUUUUCUCCAAAAACGAGUCGGACUUUAUAGCGCGAGCUUCUCGGGUGCUCCACAGCAAGCGAAUAAUCGGCGCGGUCUUGGGCAUCGUCAUGAUCGUGGCGCUCAUCAUCGCGGUUCCUUUUAUGGUCCAGACAUCUGUGGUUUCCGCGCACUACGAGAUGAUGGGCACCUGCCGGAUGAUCUGUGAUCCAUACAACCCCAAACCGAGCGCCUCGGCGAUGGAGGUGAUGCAAGAUCUGAAUGCCAUCCAACCAUCUUUCGCUCAUGGCAACAGAGGGGAACCGGGCCGGCCAGGCAAACCGGGACCGAGGGGUCCACCUGGCGAACCUGGCCCAAGGGGUCCACCCGGAGACUCCGGCAGACCUGGAUUUACCGGCAUCGCAUCGGGGACGGCGAGGACUGAGACGGAAGAAUUUGGCCCAAGCUUAGGGUACAUGAAAAUCGCCUUUUAUGUAGGUCUCAAGAACCCUCACGAGGGCUACGAGGUGCUGCGGUUUGACGAUGUAGUGACAAACGCUGGAAAUCACUACGACCCUACUACAGGCAAGUUUACGUGCCAAGUGUCCGGGAUUUACUACUUCACCUAUCAUGUGCUGAUGCGCGGAGGGGACGGCACAAGCAUGUGGGCAGAUCUCUGUAAAAACGGACAGGUUCGCGCGAGCGCCAUCGCUCAAGACGCCGAUCAGAACUACGACUACGCGAGCAACAGUGUCGUGCUGCACCUGGACUCUGGCGACGAGAUAUAUGUCAAACUUGACGGCGGAAAAGCGCACGGAGGCAACAACAACAAAUACAGUACAUUUUCCGGUUUCAUUCUGUAUCCAGACUGAAUACUUCUGUUCAAAUGGACUUCUCAUUGAACUCCCCUCUCCGCGCGGGUCGGCCCCUGUCUGUACUGUCUUUGGGAAUAUAAGGAUCAUCCGCACCUUUCAGCGCCUGUGUGAGAGUAUGCUGUCUGAAUUUGUCCCUUUCUGUUUAAAAUAGUGUUUGGCAAACAUACCCAAUUAAAUGAAACAUCAAAAAUUAAGAGUUGUGGACAUGUUGCAGAUAUCAGACCUACAUAUUAUGUCAGUACUGCUCUCUGGGUGUUUGCUCAAACAGUAUGUGUGUCCUUUACAGCUAAAGUACAUUGUCAACAUUUAUGAACAUGAUUUUGAUUGUUGUUUUAAUG
This is a messenger RNA of Xyrauchen texanus (razorback sucker), 1295 nucleotides long. It is a transcript of the gene c1ql2, whose product is annotated as complement component 1, q subcomponent-like 2. Gene Ontology annotation, molecular function: protein binding. Bases 214 to 954 code for a protein of 246 amino acids. The transcript has 2 exons. The record is from RefSeq and is a predicted model, not a curated record. Lineage: Eukaryota; Metazoa; Chordata; Actinopteri; Cypriniformes; Catostomidae.